AUGAAUGAUAAUAGUCCUCAAUCUAAAUCUUCGAUACAAGCAUCAGGUUUAUCCAAUUCUACAUCUAGCCAAGUUCCACAAGUAAAAUAUUCAAACAACCAACAUUCUUCUCAAACAGCUUCCUCGAAUAAUGAUUUACUUGUUUAUAUACCUGAUAUCCCAACAAACAUAUCAGAAAAUGAACUUGAGGAAAUGAUUCAAACUCGUAUGGAUAAAAAUCUACGUAUCAAAAUAAGUGAUAUAAAAUGCUAUUCAAAUCUCGGUGUUGCUGUGAUUCGAUUAAUGAAUGAAGAAGACAAAAAACAUCUUGUUUCUAAUGUUCAAUCAAUGGUUCUCGACGUGAAACAUAAUACAAAUAUAUUGUUCGUUGAUGAGCUCGAUCUCGAUUCUUCUAUAGUACUCGAUCGAAAUAUAUCCAAAAUUUCUACCGCUGACGAAGUGGCUCGUCGCUAUAUGCAAGUAUAUAAAAUAGCAGACCUUCGUUCAUGUCAACAGAUAUCUGUUCAGUGUCCAAAUAUUUUUCUUUUCUCUCUGAAUACAUUCGAUGAACUUGUUAAAGCAGUUAAAAAUCCAGAUUUUAAAAUUGGAAGUACCUUUGCUACUGUUUAUUUGCGUGCUGAUUGUAGUUAUUUUGAAGAUUUACCACCAUAA
Rotaria sp. Silwood1 is the source of this 651-nucleotide messenger RNA. The record is from the annotation of a GenBank genome assembly. Lineage: Eukaryota; Metazoa; Rotifera; Eurotatoria; Philodinida; Philodinidae.